Gracilinanus agilis (Agile Gracile Mouse Opossum) is the source of this 1314-nucleotide messenger RNA. RefSeq names its product galactose-3-O-sulfotransferase 3 (gene GAL3ST3). Gene Ontology annotation, molecular function: galactosylceramide sulfotransferase activity. The coding region runs from base 1 to 1314 and encodes 437 amino acids. Gene Ontology annotation, biological process: glycolipid biosynthetic process. The transcript has 2 exons. The record is from RefSeq and is a predicted model, not a curated record. NCBI's taxonomy places the organism in Eukaryota, Metazoa, Chordata, Mammalia, Didelphimorphia, Didelphidae. Gene Ontology annotation, cellular component: membrane.
AUGCCACCAGUUAUGGCCCGGCUGCAGCAAGUGGCCAAGAUGGUGAUGAGCAGGAAGAAGGUGGUGGUGCUGCUGCUGCUGGGGGGGACGCUGAGCCUGCUCCUGCACCAGGGAUCGCAGCUCAGCUGGUCCCUGCGGCUGCUCUUCCCGGCGGUGGCGCCCCGGUGCCCGGCAAGCCCCACGCGGCCCAAGCACACGGCCGUGGCCUUCGUCAAGACACACAAGACGGCAGGCACCACGGUGCAGAACAUCCUGUUCCGCUUCGCCGAGCGGCACAACGUGACGCUGGCGCUGCCCCGCCCCAGCUGCGAGCACCAGUUCUGCUACCCGCGCAACUUCUCGGCGCGCUUCGUGCACCCGGCCACGCGGCCGCCCCGCAUGCUGGCCGGCCACCUGCGCUUCAACCGUGCUGAGCUGCGGCGCCUCCUGCCCAACGACACGGUCUAUGUGACCAUCCUGCGCGAGCCGGCCGCCAUGUUCGAGUCGCUCUUUAGCUACUACAACCGCUACUGCCCAGCCUUCGUCCGCGUGCCCAAUGGCUCCCUGGAGACCUUCCUGCGCGCGCCGCGCGCCUACUACCGGCCGGACGAGCGCUUCGCCAUGUACGCUCACAACACGCUGGCCUAUGACCUGGGCGGCGACAACGAGCGCAACGCGCAGCACGAGCCGGCCUACCUAGCGGCCCUCAUCCGCGACGUCGAAGCCACCUUCUCUCUGGUCAUGAUUGCUGAGUACUUCGACGAGUCGCUGGUGCUGCUGCGCCGCCUGCUGGCUUGGGACCUGGACGACGUGCUCUACGCCGAGCUCAACGUGCGCAGCGCCGCCUCACGCCUCGCUUCGCUCCCCGAAGGCUUGGCGCGUGCCGCGCGCCGCUGGAACGCGCUCGACGCGGGCCUCUACGCGCACUUCAACGCCUCCUUCUGGGACCGCGUGGCGCGCGCUGGCCGUGAGUGCGUGCAGCACGAGGCGCGCCAACUGCGCGAGGCGCGGGAACGACUGCUGCGCCGCUGCUUCGGCCCACGCCCGCGCCUGCGCCCGGCCGCUGAGAUCCGCAACAAGCAGCUGCAGCCCUGGCAGCCGCUGGGCAACGUGGGCAUCGUGGGGUAUGACCUGCCCAGCCGCUCGCCUUGGGGAUCCCCUAGCAGAGACGAGUGCCUCAAGCUGGCCAUGCCCGAGGUGCAGUACUCGAGCUAUCUGUUGCACAAACAGAAGCGCCGCGCCGGGGCCUCAGCGGGCGACCACCCGCCGCCGCCCCCGCCGCCGCGCCCUAUCCGCGCCCUGCCGCGGCCCCGGCCCUGGGUCAGGAGGGACUGA